AUGCAACAACAGCAACAGUCGCAGAUGAACCACCAUCAACAGCAGCCACCAACGGCGCCGCCACCCCACCAUCAUCAUCAUCAUCAUCAUACGCAUCAUCCAGCGGCGGCGUCGGCCGGUCCACUGCACGGUAUGCCUCACGGCGGACCGCCCCAUCUGCAUAACAUUGCUGCACAUCAGCAGAACCACCACCAUCCGCAACAGCAGCCGCCCCCGCCACAACAGGGUCCUCCGCACCAGCAUUAUGCACACCCGCAUACGCAGCAGCAACAGCAGCAGCAAUUGACCUUUGCCGAGACGACCAAGUCGACCAUUCUCAAGACGGCGACAGCGGCCGGUGGUGGUACUGGCGGAGCGGCUGGUGCGACAGGUUACGUUCUGCAGGAGAAUUACUAUAAUUCAGCUACGGCGGCCUCAUCGGCUGCGGCAGCUGCCGCACUGAUCGGUCACUCACCGUACGGUGUUGGAACGGUUGUUCCACCGAUCGGUGCCGGCACUGCUGGUGUUGGUGCCACAAUAUCGGCUAGCAAGCCUCGAUUCAAACUCUAG
Anopheles marshallii is the source of this 549-nucleotide messenger RNA. Its product is annotated as forkhead box protein B2-like. The record is from RefSeq and is a predicted model, not a curated record. The coding region runs from base 1 to 549 and encodes 182 amino acids. Lineage: Eukaryota; Metazoa; Arthropoda; Insecta; Diptera; Culicidae. The transcript has a single exon.